Messenger RNA from Clupea harengus (Atlantic herring), 8784 nucleotides. It is a transcript of the gene hivep3a, whose product is annotated as HIVEP zinc finger 3a. Gene Ontology annotation, biological process: regulation of transcription by RNA polymerase II. NCBI's taxonomy places the organism in Eukaryota, Metazoa, Chordata, Actinopteri, Clupeiformes, Clupeidae. Gene Ontology annotation, cellular component: nucleus. The record is from RefSeq and is a predicted model, not a curated record. Gene Ontology annotation, molecular function: RNA polymerase II cis-regulatory region sequence-specific DNA binding; DNA-binding transcription factor activity, RNA polymerase II-specific.
UGUGUGUGUGUGUGUGUGUGUGUGCGCAUGUGUUGUUUCUCCUCUACAAACCAGAAUUUCUCCUUUCGUAUGUCUGAGAAAGAGAUCCCGGUCCACCUACAGUACCUUCCUGACCUACAUACUCUCCACCACUGCAUUCCUUCAUCUGUGGCGGACUCCAGCGAGAGUGGUUCGACUGCGGCGGGGCAGAAAAAUCAUUCUCCUUUUUUUUUUCCAAGGGUUGUUUUUUUGGACAACUACCCCCCCCCCCCCACCCACAUAUAACUAGAUUUCUUUAUGCAUACGUUGGUGUGGACGAGUCUCUCUCAGUUUGGCCCGCCGAAAAACCGCCACCUUUACUUUAAUCAAGCCCCUGGCAGCAGCACAUAGGAAAUAGAUUCGGCAGCCAUUUGAAAUGUAAUAUCGCGACUGCGAAAGACAUUUCUUUGCCGGCCUCCUAUGCUCCAAGUCCCGAGUCUCCUCAUCACUCUGUGUGUGCACGGGACACAGGCAGACAGAAACAGACCGAGCAGGAGAAUGUUGAGAAAUCUGGGCAUACGUACACCAACCGGGACCUCUGUGCCCCUCCCGCACAUUCUCAGCAGAGCGUGGGCAUUCAUGCCAGCUGGUCCUGGAGUAGGAGGCCUGGACUGCUACGUUUGUGUGAUGGACCACAAAGACAGAGAAAAAUUGCUUUUUCGAGCCCCAUUCUCAUUGAUAGUCUUUCAGAUUCAGAUAUGUUUUUCUCAUUAUUUCAAUCAGCCCUGAAUCAAACCGUUAUUUGAUUACAUUUUGAAAUAUAAUCUGCAUACACUCAGUGGGUUUGUCAUUAAGAGAGGUAUGAGGUAUACUUUAUAACCUGUUCAAAUACCUUGAAGCUUUGACUAUUUUGCUAGCCCUGGGCACCAACAUAGCAGUUGAGCUAUCAGUAGUAUGCAGUGUUUUUUUUCUCCAUACAGUCAGGUGUUAUUGGCCUGUUUCUCUAGCAAACAUUCAGUAUUGUCUUAGCACUGUAGCCCUUGUUUCUGAGUGUUCAGUUUGCCUCCGUAGUGGUUCUGUAGUUUUCAGGGUUGUGUGAUACUGCUUUCAAGUGCAGUUCACUGCUGUACAAAACUGAUAUAUAUAUAUAUCAGCAUGCUUACAAUUAGCUACUUUAGAGCAUUUGUAUUUAUAGAUUUAAAUGAGGGUUUCACUAAAAGUAGGACUGAUUGAAAAUUAAAUUAAAUACACUGUGAGAUCCUAAUUUAAUUUUAAAUGUCAGCUCAAUUAAUAACGAUAAUGUAUGCCGUAUGGAUAUAACAGGUUUUAAUAUUUAAUUAUAAUUCACUCUCUGAUUGUCAUUUUUUUACAGAACCUGAUACGUCUCAUAAAACUUAAACAAAUUUGUUUUAGGUCUCAAAUUAUUUCUGUAAACCCUAGCAUCAUGCAUUCCUGGUCUGGUUGGUUGAAACUGAUGGCUAUUUUAAAUACAUUUAGGACAGCAGUAGGAUGAAAGUCAAGCGUCACCUGUGUGGAUAUACUGUCUGCUUAAAUAUUAGCUUUCGGGGAACCCUGAGAAGAGUAUGGCAGAUUUAGAUGGAUGAAAGGGGCUGUGAAACGUUACUGAAGCGAACAUUUGGACAGUUUGAAGCUGGUGGUCCACCCUGUUAAUUAUGACCCCACAGGUUCAACUUAGCAGCCUGUAGUUUAAAAAAAAAAUGUUUUAUUAACCUCAGAUGAGUGGCCUUGUUUGCCUAGUGGCCCCUUUGAUGGGCAGGAUGUGGUUUGAGUUUUAACACAGAUGUCAGAUUAUCCCAUAAACUGGUUACUGUAAAGGUAAAAUAAAGAUGCUUUGUGUACAUAGAGGGCUAUACCCUGCUGAAUUAAAUAUAUCAUGUACUACCAGUGUGCAUGUGUGUUUUAGCAUGUUCAGAGGUUCUUGUGGACAAAUAAUAAUGGUCUUUUAUUUUUUAUUAUUAUAAUUUUUUUACAGAACCUCUGAAGAAGAUCUCUCCUGAAUCAGAUGAAAUCAGACUUUCUCCAGAGAUGAUAAGACAUGUUUGUGCUUUUGGAUGCUAUCCGCAAACAUCUGACGGUAUCUUUUGUGGAUCAAUAAUGAAGACAAUGACAAGAGAAGACCAGUUCACAAUGAACAGCAAGAACACUCCAUGAGAGACAUUUGUACAUUUCAUCUGUAUGACCAUCUCCUGUCUGUCUGUGUGGUCUGGGAAAGCCACACGAACCCAAGGUCUGUAGUCAAGGCUGUAGCCCCAUUUUAUGGAGGCCUUGCAUAACCAGCUGAAUGCUGGGGAGACGUCUGGAGGUGAAGACCAGCCUCAGUGUACAUCUCCCUCAGUGAGCUGUUCCUCUCAGCCCUCUGCCUCCCAUCAGAGCAACCCAGCGCAGGAUGCAGACUCCAAGCUUCAUCGCCAUGGAAAUCCAUCCAAACCACCCAGACGUCAGCUGGGAAGGAAACGCCUCCGACUUCAGAGGAAACAUGCUCAGGACGCAGAGACUUUCAAGGAAGAUAAGCUCGCGGGGACAUCAAAAGAUGCUGGGCUGUCUCCAGGCAACAAGCGUGGGGGUUCCAUCCAGGUGUCCAAGGAUGACCCCUCAGGUGUUCCCGUUAUUUCUUCAAGCAGUUCAGCUCCAUCUCAUACUGCGGAAGAGGCCCAGGAGGGAAUGCCGAAGCAGAAACGUGAGCGUAAGCCACAGAAGCCUGGGAAAUACGUGUGCAGCUACUGUGGUCGAGCCUGCGCCAAGCCCAGCGUGCUCCAGAAGCACAUUCGCUCCCAUACCGGGGAGAGGCCUUACCCUUGCGCCCCCUGUGGCUUCUCCUUCAAGACCAAGAGCAACUUGUACAAGCACCGCAAAUCGCACACUCACAGGGUCAAAGCCGGCCUGGCCCCGUCCGGCAAAGAUGAACCAGCCAUGAGUGGCAAGGAGGAGCCCUUGACGGAUUCGGAGGAUGAAUCUAACCGGCCGCCAUCAACCAGUUUAGCAAAGAAACAGGGAAUGUUGCCCUCGCAAGCACCUCAUGGCGUCGAGACACGCCCCACUGAGCAAUCACAGGGGCUGGGAGACUCCAUUGCAGUUAAAAAAAGGCUCGCAAUGAGACUGAGUAAGACCAAGCAAGCUCCACCAGUGGACUCAUCGGAUGACAUUUCUUCUUCGCUGGGUUUGGGAAGUCGUGGUAGCACGGAAUCAGGCUACUUCUCUCGUUCGGAGAGCACAGAGCAGUCUCAAGACAGCCCUCCAAACUCCAGUGCCAAAAGCUAUGCUGAAAUCAUCCUUGGCAAGUAUGGGCGCCUGGGACAUCUGCAGAGGGCUUCCCGUAACCAGCAGCAGCAGUCAGGCGGACAAGAGGGGAAGGGCAUCCCUUUCAGCCUUCCCAAAAAGCAAGUCAUCGACCACAUCACAAAGCUCAUCACCAUCAACGAGGCUGUGGUGGACACCAGUAAAAUUGACAGUGUCAAACCCAGAAGGUUCUCCCUUUCCAGGAAAAGCAGCUCAGAGUCGGUCAAGGCCUGUGCUCUGAAAGAACCCCUUGUGCACUACCCUAAAGUAACUGAAGCUGGAUCCAAGGGCAGCGGGUCUAUUACUCUGGGAGUUCCAUGUCAAAAGUUCCAACAGCAGGGCUUAAAUAUAGAACAGUCUUCUGGCCCGGCCUCUGCUGCACCACUUUUGAGGAGUCUUUCAGUCCCUUCUGCCUCUUGUGUGAGCACAAUAGAUGCUCCCCGCCACCUCAGGCUCAGCCAAUCAUUUGAUGAGCAGUCACCGAACCAGACGAAUCGGCGCCAUGGCUUGCUUCGCCGCCAACCAGCAAUUGAGCUGCCCAUUGGUAGCGAUUUCACCGCUGAGAAACUGCCCACUACGUGCUCUGUUCCAUACCUCCAAGACAUGCUUACCGUGCCUCACCAAAAACCAAGACAGAUUCAACCGUAUGAGUGUGAAGAAUGUGGCACUGGCUGCAAAGACUGGGAGAGUUACAAGACGCACAGACGACAGAUGUGCAAGGUGCACCAAACACAGAAGGUGCAGCCAGUUUCUGUACAGGAGGAGAAUCCUGUAAGGGUACACUUCAUGAGCAGGCCUGGGGCUUUGGUGAUGCGAAAGAGAAGAAAAGAGGACAGUCUUGAGCUUGAUGAUCCCUGUUCCCCAAUAGCCUUGUCCUCUACAUCUGGGACAAGCUCUGCAAUUGUCGGAGAAAUAACCAGCAAGACUUACGAAGGACCUAAUCUAGGAAACAUUGGAUUAAGGCUGGAGAAAGACCCUGAGAGAUCCUUAAAGGGGAUAUCAGUGAUCCAACAUACAAGUUCAUUUGAGAAGCAAGAGGGCAGUAUGUUUGUGAAAAGUCAAGUAAAAGAUGAACUAGAUACAUGUGCCUCUUAUGACAUGCACCAUUCAACAUCACCUCAAUCAUCAGAGCAGCAAUCAUCAAAGCCAAGCUUUCGCAAGUUGGUACGCCAGCAUAACGUCCAAGUGCCAGAGAUCCUGGUCACAGAGGACACAAACGUCAUUCCAAUGUCCCCAUCUGCAUCCGUUUCCACAGCCAAAGAGGCAGAGAGAACAGAAGAGUUUCAGUGGCCCCAAAGAAGCUCCACCCUGGCUCAGCUUCCCAUUGAGAAGCUUCCCCCUAAAAAGAAGCGUCUUCGGUUGGCAGAAGCAGCCCAAUCCUCUGGGGAAUCCAGCUUUGAAUCCCUGUCCUUGCCUCGCAGUCCGAGUCAAGAUAGCAACAUAUCCCACGUGUCUAGCCGUUCUGUGUCAUUUGAGGACUCAGGGAAACCUGAUGUGGAGAUGACCUCUGCUAGGAGAUCCAGGGCGACUCACACGUUAGCCCUUCCUUCUAGUUCUCACCACCACCACAGGGAGAUGAGGCGUUCCGCUUCAGAGCAAGCGCCCCACGUUCCACAGCAGAGCACCCCAAUUUUGGAAGUCCGUAGUAAGUCCUUUGAUUAUAGCUCCCUGUCUCCGGAUCGCACGCCGGCUGGCUGGAGGGAAAGGCGCAAAUGUCUCCUGUUGAAGCACACUAAAGUGUGGGAUCCAGACGAGGAGGAACAGCUCUGCCAGCAAACAACAAGUGGUAGCAUGCCAAGUGCUAGCAUGCCAACUAUUAGCAUGCCAACUGUUAGCAUGCCAGGUAUUAGCAUGCCCAGUGUUACAUCCAGUUCCUCCAUGAAGUUAAAUCCCAGACCCCCUGAGCCCCCGUGCACCUCCACAUCCCAUAAUACAUCUCCGGUUCACACUCACUGCCAAAAACCACCAGCGCUAUGGCAACAAGAUCCACCUCACCAGAUAUGCGAGUUGCCAGAGGUGUCAUCAAAUCCGUCACCAGAUCAUGUGCAAUUGCAACAAGCAACACCUGUUGUUUACAUGGGACUAGGGGGCAUUUCACUCAGCUCUGCCCAUCCUACCCAGGGUCACUCUGGGGCAGCACGGGCCCAUUACUCCCCUGGGUCUUCAGGUCUCAAACUUGAAAUCCCUGCCAGAGACCCACCCGAGCAGCCGGAACUGAGAGGAUCGUUUUCGUCCCAGGUGCCAGUCCACCCGUUCCAACACCAGCGCGUUUACUUUACCAUCACACCCAACUCUGAGCAACUGAGGCCUGUGGGAAUGCAGACAGUAGCAGUCCGUGUCCAAGGGGACAUCCCAACCCAUGCUAGUGCCAUUUACACCGCACUCUCUCAUAAUGCAGUAACUCAAUCUCAGGAGCUUAGUUCAACUGCAAACCAUAACGUGACCUUAGAUGUGGCUGUCCCGAGUUUAGACCACAGUAACCCACUGACGGCAACCCCCGAUGCCCUGUUACAGGGAUGUAGGGCAGUAGGUUCUGGAGGAAACAAGCGUAUGCUGUCUCCAUCAAAUAGCAUGGAGCUUGGCCACGAAGUGCAGCAGCAACAGAAACGAGUGAAAGAAGAAGACAAGGGGGAAGAAGUAGAAGAGGAUAACAGCAAAGAAGAUGCCACACAACAUUCAAACCAAGUCAAUGCCGAGCCAGCCACAGAGUCAGCUGGCCAAGCCAGUCCCCACAGCCUUUUCUCUCCCACCAACAGCAAAGAGACGUCGAUGCCUACUCUUCACACAAAGCCCGAAUUCAGCUGGUGCUAUCUCAACUACGCCAAGCCGAGCCCUUCCCCUCAGAGCGACCAUCAGGCCUCGGUGUACUCCUCAUGGUCCACCAGUGCCUACAACCCCAACCCUCCAGGUCUCAGCAGUAAAGAGGUGCUCUCGCUUCUGCACUGCAAGCAGGGACACUCCUCCGUCACCUACACCACGGCCCCGAUGUCGCCCCCAGGGGAGGAGAAGGAAGGACCAGCGGAAUCCAGGAAGCCGAGUGGGACUGAGGUACACGCCACUCGGCACAAGCGUCCUAGUGAGGCAAGGGGAGUUUGGUCAACAGAGGACGUGAAGAAGGAGGAGGAAGAAGAAGAGGAGGAGGAGAAGGUGGAGAAGGAUGAGGAGACGGGGGAGGAGAGGAGGGAGAAAUUACUAAUAACCUCUAAACCUAUCGAGCCUCCUCGUCUUCAGAUCUGCGAAGGAGGCUAUAAGUCGAAUGAAGAGUAUGUGUACGUGCGCGGGCGAGGAAGAGGCAGGUACGUGUGUGAGGCGUGUGGCAUCCGCUGCAAGAAGCCCAGCACGCUUCGCAAACACAUCCGUCUGCACACAGACCAGAGGCCCUACAUCUGCCAGCACUGCAACUUCGCCUUCAAAACCAAAGGGAACCUCACCAAACACAUGAAGUCAAAGGCCCAUGGGAAGAAGUGUCAUGAAGGACGUGUCCCUAACUCUCCAUCAGAUGAGCUAGAGACGGGGGAGGAAGGUGGCAGUGAAGGUUGCUCAGUCAGGACGGAGGCACUCGAGGAACACCAGUUUUCUGAUGCUGAGGACACAGAGGGAGAAGACGACGAGGAGGAGGAUGAGGAUGAGGAGGAAGAAGAUGAUGACGAUGAUGAUGAUGAAGAUGUAGAGAGUGAGCCAAAGGAAGGUCCUUCAGAUGUCCGUGGACACCACGUCAGUGCCUGCUUGGCGUCGUCACCCCCCAGGACUGAAGACACCUCCCAGGCCGGUCUCUCAGACCCAUCCGGGGACAGACAUCACUUCUCCAGCCAUCACUCCCUGACGGCCACGGUCACGGUCCCACGGCCACACCCGGAGCCCAGGAGUGGCAGCUGCUCGUCCCCCAUCCUCAGCCUCUCCCCAGGCCGCUGUCUGUCCCCUGCCCUGCCCCAGUCCAUCUCCCUCUGCCCUUCCCCCAGGAGAGAAGCCUCCAGCCCCGUACCCCAUCCACCCCUCUCCCCCUCUCAGUGUCGACUAUCACCCUCUCCGACGGGUCAGUCUCCGGGUGGACGUGCCUCGUCCCCCUCUGGAUGUCAGCGGUCCCCUCUCCCAGGGAGGCACCUCUCCCCUGGAAGGGACUCGGCAUCCUUUGUGCCCCAGUCGGCCCGAGGCUCCGCUGGGUGUCCAGCGUCCGAUCCCGCUUUCCCCACAUCCAUCUCUGGGUCCUCCUCUCCGCACAGGGCACCCAAGCCCAGAUACAAAGCCUCCCCCAGUGGGAUGAGCUGUGUGGCUGUACAGGAGGCGUUUUCUCCCGGGGAGGCAGUGAUGUGUCUGCCGCCGUCCCAACUCUCAGUCCUCCGCAGCCACCACCACCACCACCAUCACCACCCUACCCGGUCCGCUCUCCCCAGCGAGGGCUGCUGCCUCCUCAGCCACCUGCCCCUUCACUCCCAGCCUCCCGCCCGGCGCCCCAGCCUGCUCAUACCCAUCGGGGGGAUCCACAUGGUCCAGGCCAGGAGCGGCUACCGCCUUGCCCCAGCUCUGAGCCCCGCGCCGGGCCACACGCAAACCGAGGAGUCCCCGUCCCGCCGGAGCCCCAGAACAAUGGUGGUGGCCGGCUCGUCCAAUCACAGGAACCGAAAUGCUGAGGAAUCCACAGCUGGCCAAUCAGGACCGUCGCCAAACAAAGAAGGAGGUCACAACGUGUGUUCGAAGAGCCAGGAGGACGCGCUCCAGAGACCCGAGAGCUCGAUGCAAACACCUGGCUGCGUGCCCAGAGCCCAACACACACACACGCACACACACACACACACACACACUGUCCCAGACAAGCACCUUAACUGCACAUGACAGAUCUGAAAACAAAAGUCAAGAAAUCAAACUUGAAACACAGCUUCUCUGCCGUAGAGAAUGUACUAAGACUUCUGAAGAGGCCGAGGACAAGUGCAACCUUCCUGACCCCAUUCCUACGAAAGCACUUACAGCAGCUUGUCCUUAUAUGCGUAUACAUACAUACUGUACAUACAUCUAUGUCAAAUGUUAUAUAAAUAUACUUAUAUGUUUUUAUAUGGAUUUUAUAUGGUAUACUACAUGCAUAUGUAAUUGCUGCACAUGUGUUUGUACCUCUUUGCUAUUUCUCACUUUCAACUGCUGGAAUUAUAAUAUAUAUAUAUAUAUAUAUAUGCUUAAUGUAUACAGGGUUUUGUCAGGCUGUUUUUGAUAUCCACCUGAAUUCCUGCUAGUAUUUAUGAUGUGACCAAACACAGAGUUGUUUGAAAUGAAGUCUGCUUCGCGAUGGGUGCUCUUGUCGUCUGUUGUAGUUGUGUGGGUGCAGUCUUACAUGCUGAUAUGAUCGGAAACAGAGGGAGAUCAUUAUUUCAAGAGAUUACAAGGUAAGAGGUACAGACACGAAUUAAGUAAUAAUUUUAUAUUCCUUUAUACAUACUGAGAUUACUGUGGAUGUUUAUGGUUGUACUCGAAUGUGUUUCUGGUGGUACUCUGUGCGUGAUGUCACAUUUUAUUCGAUAAAAUAAGCCAGUGCUCAGCGUU